AAAAACACAAUAUGUCAAAACAAACAUAUCGAUUAUGUUUCUUCUUAUCGAGGCGAUUCAAAAUGAUAGAGCCUGAAGUUCCUCAAGAAAUCAAAUCUAUAUUCGAAGAUUACUCGGAAAAUGGGAUCAUGUCCAUUGACCACCUUCAUAAAUUCUUGAUACAAAUACAAAAGGAGGAUCAUCAUCAAGUUUCAAUAGAUGAUAUUGCAAAGUCUAUAAUAUCAUUAAACAUGAUGAACAAGCCCAAACAAUACCCUUCAUCUAUUUUUCCGAGAAAGAAGAAUCAAAACGCAACCACGACCUUUGUUGGCCUAGACCUCGAUACCUUCUUUCGCUUCCUCUUCAACCACACCAAUUCUCCUCUUCCCAUCCCUUCCGAGGUUCAUCAAGAUAUGUCUGCUUCCUUGUCCCAUUAUUUCAUAUACACUGGUCACAAUUCCUACCUUACCGGAAAUCAGUUCAGCAGUGAUUGUAGCGACGUUCCGAUCAUCGAUGCUCUUAAGAGAGGCGUUAGAGUGAUCGAGCUCGAUCUCUGGCCAAAUUCAAGUAAAGACAAUGUUCAAGUUCUCCACGGAAGAACCCUAACUGCACCGGUGGGGUUGAUCAAGUGUCUACGAGCAAUCAAAAAGUAUGCUUUUGUCGCGUCUGAAUACCCGGUUAUAAUAACUCUAGAAGACCAUCUUAGUAGUACACCAUAUCUUCAAACUAAAGUGGCCGAGAUGAUAAAAGAAACAUUUGAAGACAUAUUAUUUAUCCCCACAAGCACCAAUUGUUUAUCAGAAUUCCCUUCACCAGAAUCAUUAAAGGGAAAGAUCAUUGUUUCAACUAAACCUCCAAAAGAAUAUAUUGAAGAAGAUGUGGAUUUGCAAAAGAAGAAGAAGCCAAUGCUGAAGAAUGGUGCAAGUGAGUAUAAACGGUUGAUUACUAUCCAUGCUAAGAAACGCAAAGGUACAAUUGAAGAAUGUCUAUCCGAGGAUCCUGAUGGUGCCAAACGUCUUAGCUUGAACGAACAAAAGCUAGAAAAGGCUGUUGUGGUUUGUAGAACCGAUAUAGUAAGGUACACACAAAGAAACAUAUUGAGAGUGUUCCCUAAGGCGACACGGUUGGACUCAUCAAACUAUGAUCCUUUGAUCGGAUGGAUGCAUGGAGCACAAAUGGUCGCGUUUAACAUGCAGGGAAAUGAUAGGCCACUUUGGUUGAUGCGGGGGAUGUUUAGAGCCAAUGGGGGUUGCGGUUAUGUGAAGAAACCAGACAUCCUUUUGCAAAUUGGUCAUGAUAAUGAAGUAUUUGAUCCCAAACAGAAAUUGCUAGUCACAAAGAGUUUAAAGGUAAAAGUAUACAUGGGAGAUGGCUGGUAUUCGGAUUUUAAACAUACCCAUUUUGACAAAUACUCGCCACCAGAUUUCUAUGUCAAGAUUGGCAUAGCUGGAGUGGAAGCUGAUACGAUGAUAAAGACAUCGAGAACAAUCAUGAACAAUUGGGUACCGACUUGGGAAGAAGAGUUUUUGUUUCCACUUACUAUUCCAGAUAUGGCAUUGCUUCAGAUUGAGGUUCAUGAAUAUGACAUAUCUGGAAAGGAUGAUUUUGGAGGCCAAACUUGUCUUCCUGUUUCCGAGUUAAGAACUGGAAUUCGAACCGUGCCUCUUCACAAUGAAAAAGGGGACGAGUACAAAUCGGUUAAGCUUCUCGUGAGAUUUGAAUUUGUUUAGUUUCUAUUUCAUGUUAUUCUUUGAACAUUUCAAUAAGAGCAAGAGUUUAGUAAAGCUUCAACAUUUUUUUGUUUCA
Impatiens glandulifera is the source of this 1785-nucleotide messenger RNA. Its product is annotated as phosphoinositide phospholipase C 2-like. Lineage: Eukaryota; Viridiplantae; Streptophyta; Magnoliopsida; Ericales; Balsaminaceae. Bases 12 to 1709 code for a protein of 565 amino acids. The record is from RefSeq and is a predicted model, not a curated record. Gene Ontology annotation, molecular function: phosphatidylinositol-4,5-bisphosphate phospholipase C activity. The transcript is spliced from 7 exons. Gene Ontology annotation, biological process: lipid metabolic process; phosphatidylinositol-mediated signaling.